This is a messenger RNA of Pipistrellus nathusii (Nathusius's pipistrelle), 5220 nucleotides long. Lineage: Eukaryota; Metazoa; Chordata; Mammalia; Chiroptera; Vespertilionidae. The record is from the annotation of a GenBank genome assembly.
AUGGUGGCCGACGUGACACAGCUGCAGGACAUGCCCAUCAGCCAGCUGUUCGACCCCCAGCCUGAGGAGGAACUGGAGGCCAGGAGCGACCAGGAGGAGGCGAUGGAAGUGGACACAGACAAACCCGGGGCAAUGGCGGACAGGGAGGUGGACGGUUCCAAGGCCCAGAGAGGCCACAGGCCAGCGCUGGACUGCGGCAGCCUCCUGCGCAGCUGCAUCCAGAGCGCGGUGGGGCUGCUGCGGGACCCCGGCGAGCAUGGCCAGCGCAACGUGCGGCGCGUGGAGAUCCUGCUCGGCCUCCUGGGCGAGGAUGCGGGCGACAUAGGCAAAGCUUCCUUCGCGCGGGCGGCCCAGGUGCGCCUCCACCACCUGCUGCUGCGGCAGGAGGAGAGCUGCGUGCUCGGCAGGAAGGACUGGGUGGCGCAGGAGGCCUCCAACCCCGACGCCCUGCAGGAGGCCGGCACCUUCAGGCACACCCUCUGGAAGCGGGUCCAGGGCGUGGUGACCCCUCUGCUGGCCAGCAUGGUGGCCAUCAUCGACAGGGAUAGCAACCUGGAGCUGCUGGCCACGCCCAACACCCGGGCCUGGGUCCGAGAGCUUUGGAUGUUCAUUUUCAAUGACAUUAACCUGCUGAGCAUCCCUCUGGUGACCAAUGACGCCCGGUCCAACAGCGACAGGGCCCACAUCCUGGUGCAGAGCUACGCACAGCGCCCGGGGGAGGCCUGCAGCGCCGUCCCGUUCAGCUGGCGGAUCCGCGACUACGUGGAGGAGCUGUGGGUGCAGGCGCAGUACAUCUCGGCGGCCGCAGGCCCGGGCCCGGGACCGGCGGGGAAGCUGGAGGAGAUCUUCCUGCAGACCCCGCUGGGCUGCUUCCUCGCCGGGCUGCCUGCAGAGGCGCGGCGGGAGCUGCUGCUGUUCUACCUGCGGGACUUCCUGCUCCUGACCAUGCAGGUGUCCACGGAGCCGGCGCUGGAGCUCCUACAGAUGGCCCUGUGGUCCUGCAUCCAGCAGCUGAGAGCAGGCAGCCCCGAGGAGCCCUCCCUCCCUUGGGUGCACCGGGCCUACCAGCACUUCAGGAUCCGGCUCCAGAACUUCUCCAGGAUCCUGACCAUCCACCCCCCAGUUCUCCACAGCCUGGCUACAGCCGCCCAGAGCCAGGACCCGGCCGGACCCGAGAUGGUCCUGGACGUCUGGGCCGCCAUGGCCUGCACGGAGCUGCUGACCCGGGACCUGCUGAAGCCCAGCCCCCAGGCGUGGCUGCGGGCGGUGAAGAGCCUGGCUGUGCCCGUGGAGCUGCUCUGCUCCGAGGGCUACGUGCAGGCGCCGGCGGGCAGGGCUGGCGACCUCAUCCGCGAGGUCAGGGGCCCGUGGACGCGCAUCUUCUCGGUGGCGCUCUUCGUGGAGCACGUGCUGCUGGGGACGGAGGACCACUCGCCCGAGCUGCGCGCGCUGGUGACCGACUGCGUCUUCUCUCUGGACAAGUGUCUGCAGGGGAACUCGGACAUCAAGACGCUCCCCCCGUUCUUGGCGGUGAUGACCGUGCUCUGUGAGUGUAAGGACCGGGCAAGCAGGACCUUCGCUCGGUUCGGGAUCCAGCCUUGCCCCGUCUGCCUGGUCGACCCGCGCAGCCCCGUCUGCCUGCCCUGCGACCACGUGUUCUGCCAGGACUGUGUCAAGCAGAGUCUCACCAUGGGGCAGAUGGCCUGCCCCCUGUGCCUGACGGAGCUGCCUGAUGGCUUCUCCCCCACGGUUUCCCAGGAGAUGAGUGACGCCAUCGAGAGGCACGCCCGCUUCCGCCGCCUGUGCAUUGGCUUCUUCGUGGACCUGGUGUCCACCCUGUGCUUCAAGGACAACUGCCCACCCAGCAGGGACGUGGUCCAGGCGCUGCUGGCCCUGCUCUUCACGGAGAAGACGCUGCUGCGAGACCCGCCCCAGAGCCACACCAAGUCCCUGUCCCCAUUUGAUGAUGUCGUGGACAAGACGCCAGUCAUCCGCUCCGUGGUCCUGAAACUGCUCCUGAAGUACAGCUUCCCGGCGGUGAAGGACCACAUCCAGGACUACCUGUCCCGGCUGGAGCGGAAGCCGUUCCUGGACAAGGACAAGACGGAGCUGUACGUGCUCUUCAGCAGCUGCCUGGAGGACUCCAUCCAGGAGAGGAGCAGCGCGCUCCCCGCCCGGGACGAGGCCACGGGCCUCCGGGAGGACGGCCAGUUCCUCGAGGCGUGUCUGCUCAGGGGGCGCCGCAGGGACCUCGCCCCCGAGGCCUCGGUGGAGUACCUGCAGGAGAUGGCCCAGAUCCGCCUCUGCCUGGACCGGGCCUGCGAGGUCCUCUCGGAGCUGCAGGGAGACUCGGCGCCGGCCGAGGCACGGCGGCGGUUCCUGCAGCAGGUGGAGCGCUUCUGCACGCAGAGCGAGAACGACUGGUACCGCGUGUACCUGGUGCGCAGGCUCGCCAGCCGCCAGGGCUUGGAGUUCGUGCAGAGCUUCCUGCAGGCCGGCCACCCCGCCCAGUGGGUGUUCCCCCACGAGGUCCUGGCGCAGCAGGAGGACCUUCUGGGCCAGAUGGACCGCUUCCUGGUGCACGGGCUGGAGUACAAGGCCGUCCGCGACGCGGUGGGCAAGGCCGUCCUGGAGAGCAAGCCCUCGACCAUCGGGGCCGCCCUGGGGGCCUGCAGGGGCUCCCAGGCUCACCAGGCCACGUACCUGCUGCUGGCGCUCUUCCGCGAGGUGGCCAUGCUGUACCAGGCCCGCAACACCCGCCUGCACCCCAAGCGGGAGCAACUCGAGGCCCUGUGCAAGUCCAUCGAAGAAAGCCAGGUCCUGUCCUCGGACGUGAGACCUUUUGCCACAGCCCUUGUGACCAACUCUCUGCCGCUGCUGAGGACCGUGGGGCCAGGACACGGUGGCCUGGCGGGCACGCUGGCCGAGCUGGCUGUCCACGCCGCCGCCACCCUCCUCUGCGGGCGGCACAGGGUCUUGGAGCCUCUGAGGAACUUGGCCUUCUCCCCGGCCACCAUGGUGGCAGCAUUCCUUCCGACGAUGCCCGAGGACAUGCUGGCACAGGCCCGGCGCUGGCAGGGGUUGGAGACUGUCCGCUGGUAUAGGUGUCCCCGAGGCCAUCUGUGCGCUGUCGGGGAGUGCGGCCGGCCCAUGCAGCAGAGCGUCUGCAUCGACUGCGGCGCGCCCGUAGGAGGGCAGAACCACAGGUCCAUCACAGGGUUCACGGACGCCCAAAACGAUGUGGACAGAACUCAGACUGGCCACGUGCUGGGAAGCCCGGCCACCGGGGAAGAGGCGGUGGCCUCUGACCGAGAGCUGGCCCCCGCGGCCUUCCUUCUCGCCCGGCUCCUCACUCACCUGGCGAUGCUCUGGGGAGCGGCCCACAGCCCCCAGGAGCUGACCCUCCUCGUCAAGCCCGCGGUGAGGGACCCGGGCGCCUUCCUGCAGCAGCACCUCCAGCGGGACCUGCGGCAGCUGAUGCGGACGCUGGGCAAGAGCGCGGACGACACGGUGCAGGUGGUGCACCUGGUGCUGUGCGUCCUGCUCAGGGAGCAGCACCCCCUCUCUGGCCAGGGGUCUUUCAGCUUCAACGCCACCUUGUCGACCAAAGAGCAGAGGAACUCGUGGGAGAAGCUGCUCCAGGCCCUCGUGCUGCCUGAGCUGGAGCGUCUGGACAAAACCCUCCUGGAGGUGAACGGGCUCAUCAGCCGGGACGAGCGCAUCAGCUCCAACCCGGUGGCCAGGAUCGUGCUGGGGGACCCGGCGGCCUUCCUGCGCCGCCUGCCCCGGGCCAGCGCGCUGCACUGCUCCCGGACCUGGAGCUGCCGCGCCCGGCUCACCGUGGAGCACCUGCGGCACGUGGUGGAGCAGAAGAACGGCCGGGAGGGCGUGCCGGUGCUCUGGAGGUUCCUGCAGAAGGAGGCAGAGCUGAGACUCGUGAAGUUCUUGCCUGAGAUUCUGGCCCUGCAGAGGGAUCUGGUGAAAUGGUUCCAGAAUGUUCCGGAAGCUGAGUUCCAGUCCAUCCGAGGCUUCAUUGACAGCCACGACUCAGGGGGUCUGAAGCAGCUGCUCCUCAGCCGGGUCACACUGUUUCUGUCCACGUGGAACAAGCUGAGGAGGUCGCUGGAGACCCAGGGCGAGAUCAAGCUGCCCGCAGACUACUGCCGCGCCGACCUGGACCUGGACUCGGACUUCGAGGUCAUCCUGCCACGCCGCCAGGGCCUGGGCCUCUGCGCCACCGCCCUGGUCAGCUACCUGAUCGGCCUGCACAACGACAUGGUCUCCGCGGUGCAGCGGCUCUCCAAGGAGGAGCCCAGCUACUCCGUGGACGCCUCCGAGGUGGCCGACCUGCACGUCGUCAGCUACGAGGCGGAGCGGGACCUGAUGCCGCUGAUCCUCGCCAACUGCCAGUACCAGGUAGCGCAGGGCGGCGAGAGCCUGCAGGAGCUGGACCUGGAGCGGAUCCAGCGCCAGGUCACCGGCCGCUUCCUCCAGGGCAAACCCCGGCUCACCCUCCGGGGCCUGCCUACGCUGGUGUACCGGCGCGACUGGAACUACGAGCACCUCUUCGCCGCCAUCAGGAGCCGGGUGCCCCAGAGCCCCCUGCCCCACGCGGCCGCCAGCGCCCUGGGCGGGCAGCUGCAGUCCUACAGCGACGCCUGCGAAGCUCUGUCCCUCGUGGAAGUCACACUGGGGUUUCUGAGCACGGCAGGCGAGGACCCGGACAUGGACCUGACCUUGUACCUGCAGGACAAGCUGCGCAUGGGCGACCAGACCGAGCAGGUGGCCAAGGCCCUGCACCUGCACCCAUGUCGGCUCCGCCACGUCAUCGCGCUCUGGCAGCUUCUCUCUGCACACAAGUCUGAACAUCUGUUGCGCCUGCAGAAGGAGCCCUUCAGGGAGAUCAGCGCCAAGUACCAGGAGCGGCUCAGCCCGGGAAGCGCCAAGCACCUGCACGCGUUCCUGAACCAGAGCUCCCUGGACGUCUUCCUCCUGGAGCUGCACGAGAUGAUCCUGCUGAAGCUGAAGAACCCCCACACCGAGGCCGACUUCAGGCCCGACUGGAGCCUGAGAGACACUCUAGUCAGUUACAUGGAGACGAAAGAAGGUGACAUUCCCCCCGAGAUGGAGGGUCAGUUCCCGGAGGAGAUACUGCUCUGCCACUGCGUCUCUGCAUGGAAAACGGCGGCUGUGCUGAAGCGGGCCCGACAGACAAGAUAG